Messenger RNA from Carassius carassius (crucian carp), 436 nucleotides. RefSeq names its product secretagogin-like. The record is from RefSeq and is a predicted model, not a curated record. Gene Ontology annotation, molecular function: calcium ion binding. The transcript has 5 exons. Gene Ontology annotation, biological process: regulation of long-term synaptic potentiation; regulation of presynaptic cytosolic calcium ion concentration. Gene Ontology annotation, cellular component: nucleus; terminal bouton; synapse. The coding region runs from base 69 to 428 and encodes 119 amino acids. NCBI's taxonomy places the organism in Eukaryota, Metazoa, Chordata, Actinopteri, Cypriniformes, Cyprinidae.
GUUGAUCAGUAACAGUGCGAACACUGAUUCAGAUCCGCAGAUGAUGUGAUUCUGUCUGGUGCUUUCAGAUGAAGAUGUUUGACAAGAACCAGGAUGGGCGUCUGGAUCUGAAUGAUUUGGCGAGAAUCCUGGCGCUGAAGGAGAACUUCCUGCUGAAGUUUGAGAUGGAGGCCUGCAGUCACGAGGACCGACUCCGAGACUUCGAGAAGAUCUUCGCUCACUAUGACGUGAGUAAGACUGGUGCUCUGGAGGGCGCGGAGGUGGAUGGUUUUGUCAAAGACAUGAUGGAGCUGGUGAAGCCCGGUCUCAGCGGCUCAGACCUGGACAAGUUCAAGCAGGUUCUUCUGGGUCACUGUGACAUCAACGGAGAUGGAAAGAUCCAGAAGAACGAGCUAGCGCUGUGUCUAGGGCUCAAGCUCAGUCCCUGAUGUGUGUG